AUCGACCUUUCUUCGCUCCCUGCAUGCUCUGCUCCCUGGCUCCGUACCGCUAAUUCUUAGGCCAGCCCACUCAAACAAUCGUUCAUGACAUUAUCUUCUUGACCCUGUCGUUAAGCAUCCUUGUCGCCGCCUCCUUCUUGUCCAGCCUGCUGCCUUUUUGAAUAUUUUCUCGCUUUCUCUACUCGUCACCCACCUCGGUCUUUCUUUGUUGUCGAUACAUCACAUUCAUCCUGCCACCUUUCUCCUCCUUCGCCGAACACAACCACUCUUCUGCGAGGUACUGGUUCGUUACAACUGGUACGCAUUCCUUACGCCGAACAGUCCACCUGACAAGUCCCGGAAGCAUGGCAGGAUAGUCGUGGAACAUUGUUCAACAACAAUCGCGCCCCUUCACCCACCUUUAAUCUCUCCCCUACCGCAUCCUUCGACCAUCCUCAAGUUUUGCUACAGAAUGAGAGGCUCGAAGCUCCUCCCGAAGCAACUUCGCUCUCUGGGCAAUAGCGAUAGUUGGCUGAAUCGCGCCGUCACUGCCAAUCUCCUCGCCAUUUCGCAGCUGGCCUGCCAACACCCUAUACAUACCAUUGUCGCCAUCGCCUUGCUGGCCAGUACUUCCUACGUUGGUUUAUUACAAGAAAGCCUGUUUGACAGUGGUGUCAAAUCUUUACAACACAACGGCCAGCUAGACGUACAAGCUUUGUUGCAAGGCAGCAGGACAUUGGAACUCUCCAAGAGCACCUCAUGGAAAUGGCAAUUCUCUGACCAUGGCGCUCCAGAUUCCCAGUCGGGGACCCAACAUUAUGCUCUCACCACCUUCCUCUUCCCAGACUCCUCGACCUCUCAGCUUGCCCCAGAUGUCCAGUCAGUCCCGGUCCCCUCCAAUGUCACCGCCACCAACAUUCCCGUCACCUCAAAUCUCCUGUCGCCCAUCUCUCACGACACUUCCCUCGCUUUCUACACCCAUUUUUCCCAGGUUGCCGAUUUUCUUCGAGCAGUACAGUAUCUUCCCGCUCAUCAAUUACCCUCGGACGAUUCAGAACAAUCAGAACAGGCGAAAUGGGUCAUGAAGGCUGCUCGAGUGAAUGCAAACGGCUCCAAAGGCUCAUAUCGGACCUGGUUCAGUGAAGGCUGGUCUUCCUUUGUCGAUUUGGUCAAGCACGCAGAGACUCUGGAUAUCAUCAUCAUGUCCUUGGGCUACUUAUCCAUGCACUUGACCUUCAUUUCACUCUUCCUAUCCAUGAAACGUCUCGGUUCGAAUGCCUGGUUGGCUGUCUCCGUCCUAUUCUCCAGCCUCUUCGCUUUCCUCUUCGGUCUCGUCACCACCACAAAGAUGGGAGUGCCAAUCAACAUGGUCCUUCUCUCUGAAGGUUUACCGUUCCUUGUGGUCACAAUCGGCUUCGAGAAGUCCAUCAUCUUAACCAAGGCUGUCCUCUCCGCAUCAUAUGAUACCAAGCGCCGUGUCCCAGAAAACGGAUCCCCCAAUGGUAACCCCAUCGGUUCCACCCUCCCAGCGCCAUCCAUUCAAGACGCAAUCCAGGUUGCUGUCAAGGAUACCGGUUUUGAGAUUGUCCGUGACUACGCCGUCGAGAUUGCCAUCCUCAUUCUAGGCGCCGCCUCAGGAAUCCAGGGUGGGCUACGCCAGUUCUGCUUUCUUGCCGCUUGGAUCUUGUUCUUUGACUGUGCUCUUCUCUUUACCUUCUACACCACGAUACUUUGCAUCAAGCUCGAGAUCAACCGCAUCAAGCGUCAUGUGGCCCUCCGCAAGGCUCUAGAAGAGGAUGGAAUCAGCAAUAGGGUUGCAGAAAAUGUUGCGUCGAGCAACGACUGGCCUGGCGGACAGCCCGACAAAAGAGCUGGUGUCAACAUCUUUGGUCAAAAAAUCAAACCGAGCAACGUUCCAAAGUUCAAAAUCUGGAUGGUGACAGGCUUUGUGGUUAUCAAUGUCGUCAACCUCUGCACAAUUCCUUUCCGGACCUCCCAGAGCGUCAACUCACCUGGAGCAGCACUUCCUAGUGUCCUGACCCCUUCCCCGAUCGACCCUUUCAAGGUCGCAGAAAAUGGUCUUGAUGCCAUCUACGUGACAGCCAAAAGUAAGCAGCUGGAAACUAUUGUCACCGUGCUUCCCCCGAUCAAAUACGAAUUGGAUUGGCCUCUACAUCGACCAGGGUCGGAAGACGACCUUCGCUUCUUCGACUACGAAUACACGGACCAAUUCUUCAAUGUGGUCGGCGGCCGAGUGAUCGAAGGUGUUUUGAAAAGCCUGGAGGAUCCAGCGCUCAGCAAGUGGGUUCUCAUUGCGCUCACACUAAGCUUGAUCUUGAAUGGUUACUUGUUCAACGCUGCCAGAUGGAGUCUGAAGGAGGCCCAUUCAUCCACCGUUACCACUCCAGCGAGCUCCAGCGCCCCGAAGCUCGAAUUACCACAGACGCCUCGGGCAGUGCCGCCAAAGCUAGACUUUCCUGUUGGUACAAAACGAUCAAAAGAAGAGAUGGAGCAGAUGCUUAAAGACAAACAGGCUGCCUAUUUGUCUGAUGAGGAACUGAUUGACCUGUCACUCAAGGGCAAAAUUCCUGGCCAUGCCAUUGAAAAGACGUUGGAAAACCCCGCCGUCAUGACUCGACUUGAAUCGUUUGUGCGAGCGGUUAAGGUGCGGAGAGGAGUGGUUUCAAGGACACCAGCUACAAAGCAGUUGGCCUUUGGCCUCGAGUCCUCCAAAACUCCCUACAAGGACUACAACUACGAACUGGUUCAUGGAGCAUGCUGCGAAAAUGUAAUCGGAUAUUUGCCGUUGCCUCUCGGGGUCGCUGGACCGCUGACGAUCGACGGUCAGAAUUAUUUCUUGCCCAUGGCCACGACUGAAGGGGUUCUGAUUGCUAGUACGAGCCGUGGGUGCAAAGCCAUCAAUGCCGGCGGCGGAGCAGUGACGGUGGUGACUGGCGACGGCAUGACCCGCGGACCAUGUGUGGGAUUUCCUACCCUUGCUCGCGCCGGGUAUGCCAAGGUGUGGCUUGAUUCAGAAGAGGGCCAGCAGAAAAUGAAGGAAGCGUUCAAUUCGACAAGUCGAUUUGCCCGUUUGCAGUCUAUGAAGACCGCUCUAGCGGGUACCUAUCUCUACAUUCGUUUCAAGACGACCACAGGUGACGCAAUGGGGAUGAACAUGAUCUCCAAAGGAGUGGAAAAGGCACUUUGGGUCAUGUCAAAUGAAUGUGGAUUUGACGAUAUGGCUACGAUCUCGGUAUCUGGGAACUACUGCACUGACAAAAAGGCGGCCGCGGUGAACUGGAUCGAUGGCCGUGGCAAGGCCGUGGUGGCCGAAGCCAUCAUUCCCGCCGAUGUGGUGCGAAGUGUUCUCAAAAGCAACGUGGAUGCUCUGGUUGAGUUGAACGUCUCCAAGAACUUGAUCGGCAGUGCCAUGGCUGGCAGCAUCGGUGGCUUCAAUGCGCAUGCCUCGAACAUUGUGACAGCCAUCUUCUUGGCUACCGGUCAGGAUCCCGCCCAGAACGUGGAAAGUUCCAACUGCAUUACGAUUAUGAAAAACAACAAUGGAAACCUCCAGAUUAGCGUUUCCAUGCCCUCGAUCGAGGUAGGCACUAUCGGUGGAGGAACCAUUCUCGAGGCACAAUCGUCGAUGCUCGAGAUGCUGGGAGUUCGCGGGGCACACCCGACGAACCCUGGCGACAAUGCACGGCAGCUGGCCAGAAUAAUUGCAGCGGGAGUCCUGGCUGGAGAGCUCAGCUUGUGCAGUGCGCUGGCGGCAGGACACUUGGUCAGGGCACACAUGGCACACAAUCGUAGUGCCGUGCCCACGAGAUCAACGACGCCGGUCUCGGCCGCGGUGGAACCGUUUCUGCGUGCCCAGAACGGGCCUGUUGUACCAUCAUCGUUGAAGAUGACCAAUGGAAGGUAAUUACAUUUCAUCCAGGAGAUAGAGGAUGGAUGAAUCGAGGUGUAUAUCAGCCGACGACAGACAUGUAUAUAUGGGGCGUCGAGCAUAUGGCGUUGGCACAUGGCAUUCCGCGGGCGCGGUAUCGAAUGGCAGGAUUCGGCCAGGAGCACAACAAGCGGUGACAUGGGAUGUUAAUCCCCUGCGGAGCUUGUGCAGAAAGCAUUGAACACAUUGACCAGCGGCACGAGGUGUGCGUACAAUGAACAGCACACAUCCUUAUAGUUAUUGGUAUCGCGCUCAUCAAUAAUCAUAUCUGUUGGAAGAGGUUGUGGUACUGUAUGGCAAGAAAUAGAAGGCACAGUUGAAG
Molecule: messenger RNA, 4250 nt
Organism: Exophiala mesophila
Lineage: Eukaryota; Fungi; Ascomycota; Eurotiomycetes; Chaetothyriales; Herpotrichiellaceae
Product: hydroxymethylglutaryl-CoA reductase (NADPH)
Exons: 4
Coding region: 452-3904 (1150 amino acids)
Biological process (GO): isoprenoid biosynthetic process; ergosterol biosynthetic process; coenzyme A metabolic process
Cellular component (GO): endoplasmic reticulum membrane; peroxisomal membrane
Molecular function (GO): hydroxymethylglutaryl-CoA reductase (NADPH) activity; protein binding
Source: RefSeq, a predicted model, not a curated record